This is a messenger RNA of Labeo rohita (rohu), 1658 nucleotides long. It is a transcript of the gene dnajb6a, whose product is annotated as DnaJ heat shock protein family (Hsp40) member B6a. Gene Ontology annotation, molecular function: Hsp70 protein binding; ATPase activator activity. The transcript is spliced from 9 exons. The record is from RefSeq and is a predicted model, not a curated record. Lineage: Eukaryota; Metazoa; Chordata; Actinopteri; Cypriniformes; Cyprinidae. Bases 153 to 932 code for a protein of 259 amino acids. Gene Ontology annotation, cellular component: cytosol; endoplasmic reticulum membrane. Gene Ontology annotation, biological process: protein refolding; positive regulation of proteasomal ubiquitin-dependent protein catabolic process.
GAAUCUUGCAAAACCCCCCAGAAGAUUCGUGUUAUUUCCGGACGCUUCGUUGCUUGUCACAUCAGCUCGAUACAGCGUCCCGCAGGCAGAGGUUAGCGGACCAAAAACAGAGCAACUGCCUCUGGCAGUUAAAAGACAAGCAGUUGGUGGCAAUGGGUGACGACUAUUACAGGACUCUUGGGGUGCCGAGAAAUGCAUCUCCAGAUGACAUCAAAAAAGCGUACAGGAAACUAGCUCUCAGGUGGCAUCCAGAUAAGAAUCCGGAUAACAAGGAGGAGGCAGAAAGGAUGUUUAAAGAGCUUUCAGAAGCUUAUGAAGUCCUGUCAGAUGCAGACAAAAGGAAUGUAUAUGAUCGAUAUGGAAAAGAAGGCUUAACUCCAGGGGGAGGAGGAGGAAGAGGACAUUUUAAUAAUGACCACUUUGGUGGAUUCACAUUCCGCAAUCCAGAGGAUGUCUUCAGGGAAUUCUUUGGUGGACAAGAUCCUUUUGCAGAUUUCUUUGCUAGAGAUCCAUUUAACGAUGACUUCUUUGGUGGGGGUCGGCGGCAGCACCAUCACCACCACCACCACCACCAGCGGGGCAUGAGCAGGAGCCGGACAGGAGGGUCCUUCUUCGGGGGCUUUGGGGGAUUCCCACCUUUUGGAGCAGGAUUUUCAUCUUUUGAUGCAGGUUUCUCCCCCUUUGGGCAUAUGGGAGGAGGUGGAGGCGGCGGUGGCUUUACUUCUUUCUCUUCAACUUCAUUUGGUGGAGGGGGAGGUGGCGGAGGCAUGGGCAGCUUCCGCUCUGUGUCAACCUCCACUAAAUUCAUCAAUGGCAGGAAAAUCACUACGAAAAGAAUUGUCGAGAAUGGACAGGAACGUGUAGAAGUGGAAGAAGACGGACAGUUAAAAUCUGUAACCAUAAAUGGAGUGUGUUGCAGCUUGUUUGCCUAAACUAACAAUGCUUUACUUUUUUAUAACAAAACAUGUUUAGUUUUUGCAUCUUUUGGAGUUCAAUCUCCCUAACUAUUAAUCUUUUUAAUUAGAAAUUUAUAUUGAUCAUUUUAAUGUUUAAGGUAUAUUCAAACCAGAAACAAAAAAGACGUAGAGACACUGGGCAGUUUCUUGACAGAGGUAACUUCCUUAAUAUGCCAUUAGCAAAUACAAUGUUAUACUAUAAGCCUUUGAAAGUGUAAUAAAAAUAUAUAGUGUUGUAAAGAGAAGGGUUUGAUAACUACGGUGGGUUUUAAAAAAAAAUGUAAAUUAUUUUAAUAAAACCAAUUAUUGAAACAAUGUCUCAAACUAUUUUGUUAAAUUAUAUAUAGUUAUCGUUUAGAAGUAUUUUGAAUUCUGUGACACAGAAUAACAUUUGUUUGCUGUUUCCUUUUAAUGUCUUUGUUCAAUGCCUUCCAACUCUGCCAAAUGAAGCUGGCUGCAGUGCUUCCAGAUUGCAUGGCUAACAAAACUAACAAGCUUUGUGAAUUUUAUGGUCUCUAAAUGCAUCUCUAUCUCUGGAUGUCAGAGUUAUAGUAUGCAUCACGCGGAACUAUCAUCAUCAAAACAGUUUGGGGAAGCUGUCUGGUAACAUAAAAUAUAAUUGGUUUGAAAAACCUCUUUUUCAAUUCAAGGCACUCAUUAAAACAGUGCUCUCCCCCCUUCUAAACUAAACCAAACCCCUCU